AUGUCGGCGGAUGAGCAGCGUCUCUUCCGACUGUACGGGAAGCUACCAAACAAGAAGGAUUUGUUGCAGAACAAGUUGAAGGAACGCAAGUAUUUCGACUCCGGCGACUACGCGCUCUCGAAAGCCGGCAAGGCCUCUGACACAGGUGUCACCACGAUCGGUACCGAGCAUCCUAAAGCCGAAGAGAUUCCACACACAAGCCCUUUGAUGCACACCAUUUCGCGCAAUGACUCGGUCUCUGGCGCCUCGGGCUCCGCGGCCUUCGCAACCAGUCCAGAUGGCCAACAUAUGCUGCCGGGCGUAGGACUGCAUCGUGGCAGCAUCAAUGGGAUCCCUGGAGGUGGGCUGUCUGGCUCGACCAGCCACAGUCCCGUCAAAGAAAGCAGCUAUUUGGCCAGGAGCUCUAGCAUCGAAGAGGAUGACGGAGGCAAUGUCCAGGACCCUGAAAAUACCCCAACAAGUGCCCUAGAAGGGGGUGUUAGUCCCCCAGCUAGGAAGGAGGGCAUCCCCAUCCGAAGAUGA
Capronia epimyces CBS 606.96 is the source of this 522-nucleotide messenger RNA. RefSeq lists its product as uncharacterized. The coding region runs from base 1 to 522 and encodes 173 amino acids. Gene Ontology annotation, cellular component: cytoplasm. The transcript has 2 exons. Gene Ontology annotation, molecular function: protein phosphatase inhibitor activity. Lineage: Eukaryota; Fungi; Ascomycota; Eurotiomycetes; Chaetothyriales; Herpotrichiellaceae. The record is from RefSeq and is a predicted model, not a curated record.